AUGAGUAAUCGUAAAUGUUGUGUUGUCAAUUGUUCUAACACAUACAAGAAUACUUCUAAUGUAAAGUUUUUUAGAUUUCCUAAUAGAUCUUACGAGAAAGAAUUGAAAAAUAAAUGGAUUCAAGCAAUAAAUCGUCUUGAUGACAAUGGGAAAUUAUGGCAACCAAUUAACAGUAGUCUUAUUUGUGGCGAUCAUUUUGUCAAUAAUAAACCAUCAAAGCAUCCUCAAAGUCCAGCAUAUAUUCCAUCAAUUUUUCCUAAAGCAUAUAAAAAAAAAACACAGAAUAAUAAACAGAGUGAAGCAAGGUAUAAAAGAGCACUAAAUCGUCAAGACAAAACGAAUAAGCUAUAUCAAGAUGAGCUAUUUGAAGAUUUAAAUGAGUUAUCUGAAAAUGUUUUGCAUAAUACAAAUUUGACAAGUGAUGUUAGUACUCAGGUUGCUUUUGAUAUUACUGAUUCCAGCAUUUUUAAUUUUGAAUGCAGUUUUGAUAAUAAUAAUGCUAUGACUCAAAUAUCUGGCCCCUCAUUAGUAAAAGUUUGUAAUAUUCAUAAAGUUGAUCAGUCAUGUGGUCCAGAUUACCCUUUAUUUGAUAGAUAUUUUCAUGGUUUUAUAUCAAUUAAAAAUCAACAACAGUUAAAGGAUCUAACUGUUCGUGAAACUCUUCCUGAAGCAUUUAAGAAAAAUUAUCAAAAUUGUCGGUGCAUAAUCGAUUGCACUGAAAUCAAGACCGAACAACCCAACUCUGUAGAGCAAAGAGUAUAUAUGUAUUCGAGAUAUAAAAGUUCAUAUACUGUCAAAGUAUUAGUUGCUGUUACGCCUAAUGGUAUGAUAUGUUUUUUAUCCAAAUGCUAUGGGGGUAGAGCUAGUGAUAGUUUCAUAACAAAUGAUAGUGGAUUUUUAAACAAAUUGGAACCUGGUGAUGUAGUUCUAGCUGACAAGGGGUUCCCUAGUAUUAAAACACAUUGUGAAACAAAUUCAAACAGCAUAUUAGUUAUGCCUCCAGUUCUCCAUAAUGGAAGAUUCACUGAACAUGAAGUCAUUGAAAAUAUUCUGUGGCUAGUGUUAGAAUUCACAUAG
This is a messenger RNA of Aphis gossypii (cotton aphid), 1077 nucleotides long. RefSeq lists its product as uncharacterized. The coding region runs from base 1 to 1077 and encodes 358 amino acids. The transcript has 3 exons. Lineage: Eukaryota; Metazoa; Arthropoda; Insecta; Hemiptera; Aphididae. The record is from RefSeq and is a predicted model, not a curated record.